Numida meleagris (helmeted guineafowl) is the source of this 4499-nucleotide messenger RNA. It is a transcript of the gene SLC1A3, whose product is annotated as solute carrier family 1 member 3. Lineage: Eukaryota; Metazoa; Chordata; Aves; Galliformes; Numididae. Gene Ontology annotation, biological process: D-aspartate import across plasma membrane; L-glutamate import across plasma membrane; L-aspartate import across plasma membrane. The transcript has 10 exons. The record is from RefSeq and is a predicted model, not a curated record. Gene Ontology annotation, molecular function: glutamate:sodium symporter activity; neutral L-amino acid transmembrane transporter activity; L-glutamate transmembrane transporter activity. Bases 484 to 2115 code for a protein of 543 amino acids. Gene Ontology annotation, cellular component: plasma membrane.
GAAGUGCUCAGCUCCAGUGCGUGCGCGAUCCUCGGUCCUUCCUGGGUUCUGAUUUUGCAUUUCUAAUGAAGCUGAACUGACAAAGCGUGAAAGUGGUCUAAAAGGAAAAACAAAGAAAACAACCCUGUUCUCACUGUGCUGAGGCUCAUCAAUAUUCCAGCAGCUCGGCUUUCCCCUCUCCCUGAUGUCCUUAAUUUUUUUCAGAGCUGGGCUGACAGUCUCCUCCCCUUUCCUUAAGUUGCAGUGAUAGUAAGUUGCUGCAUUCCCCAGCCCAUGCGGAUUGUCAGUUUUCUGCCUCCCACUCGCUGAACUGUGCAGCUCUGCUGUAUUUGCUGGGAAAUUCCAACCUGGUCUGCCAAAAGUGCGUGGAACCCCACAGGUCUGGAAAGGCUUCUCCAGCACUUCUUACAGAAAAGGGUCCCCCAUUUUUUCUGAAAGGAUUUUGAUAAAAUUAACUAUAAGAGAAUACUUUUUGCAAGAUAAAUGACUAAAGGUAACGGAGAAGAUCCCAAAACUGGAAGUAGGAUGGAACGCUUUCAACAAGGAGUCCGGAAACGUACACUUUUGGCAAAAAAAAAGGUGCAGAGCAUAACAAAGGAUGAUGUUAAAAGUUACUUAUUGAGGAAUGCCUUUGUGCUCUUCACCGUUGUUGCUGUGAUUCUUGGUGUAAUCCUUGGAUUUUCUCUCCGAUCGUACAAGAUGAGCUAUCGGGAAGUCAAGUACUUUUCAUUUCCAGGAGAACUUCUCAUGAGAAUGCUGCAAAUGCUGGUCCUGCCACUAAUUGUAUCCAGUUUAGUUACAGGAAUUGCUGCCCUGGACAGUAAAGCAUCAGGAAAGAUGGGAGUCCGAGCAGUAGUCUACUACAUGAGUACUACGAUCAUUGCCGUAUUGAUUGGUAUAAUCAUUGUGGUCAUCAUCCACCCUGGGAAAGGUACAAAAGAAAACAUGCACAGAGAAGGCAAAAUUGUGCAAGUGACAGCAGCAGAUGCCUUUCUUGAUUUAAUCAGAAAUAUGUUCCCUCCAAAUUUGGUGGAAGCUUGCUUUAAACAGUUCAAAACUAACUAUGAAAAGAGAAUGUUUAAAGUAGAUAUCCCGUCCAAUGUCACAUCCACAGUGGCUACCAUAAUAAGUAAUGUAUCAGCAGCAAUGGAAACCCUCACACAAAUGAAAGAGGAAAUGGUUCCUGUUCCAGGUUCUGUAAAUGGAGUGAAUGCCCUUGGCUUGGUGGUUUUCUCAAUAAGCUUUGGUCUGGUGAUUGGAAGCAUGAAGGAGCAAGGUCAGGCAUUAAAAGACUUCUUUGAUAGCCUUAAUGAGGCUAUCAUGAGACUGGUAGCUCUAAUCAUGUGGUAUGCUCCACUUGGAAUCCUCUUCUUGAUUGCUGGUAAAAUUGUUGAAAUGGAAGAUAUGGGUGUGAUUGGUGGUCAGCUUGCCAUGUAUACCGUAACAGUUAUAAUCGGUUUGCUUAUUCAUGCUGUCAUUGUCCUGCCUCUUCUGUACUUCCUAAUCACUCGUAAGAACCCUUGGGUAUUUAUUGGAGGCCUAAUACAGGCACUAGUCACAGCUUUGGGAACAUCUUCCAGUUCUGCAACACUGCCUGUUACAUUUAAGUGUCUAGAAGAAAUAAAUGGAGUGGACAAACGAGUUACAAGAUUUGUACUGCCAGUUGGUGCUACAAUUAAUAUGGAUGGAACUGCCUUAUAUGAGGCUUUGGCUGCAAUUUUCAUUGCACAGGUUAACAACUUUGAUCUGAACUUUGGGCAGAUUAUCACAAUCAGCAUCACAGCUACAGCUGCCAGUAUUGGGGCUGCAGGUAUUCCUCAAGCCGGACUGGUCACCAUGGUCAUUGUGCUUACAUCAGUAGGUUUGCCUACAGAUGAUAUCACUCUUAUCAUUGCAGUGGACUGGUUCUUGGAUCGUCUCCGUACCACUACCAAUGUCUUGGGUGACUCCAUUGGAGCAGGAAUUGUUGAACACUUAUCACGGCAUGAGCUGAAGAACAGGGAUGCCGAGAUGGGGAAUUCUGUGAUAGAGGAGAAUGAAAUGAAGAAACCAUACCAGCUGAUCUCACAAGAAAAUGAGAGUGAGAAACCACUAGACAGUGAAACCAAGAUGUAGGGUAAAGAAGGCAUGAGUCCAACACUACAGAUGUGGAAAACACACAUUUUUUCCAGCCUUUUAUAUCUUGAAUUCACCACAUUCACUUAUCUCAUGACUUUUCCCUUUAUGCUAGCACUGAAAAGAAUUAAUGGAAAUAUAUUCCAAACUAGCAGUGAUCAAGUGGCUUCCCACUUAAAAAAAAAAAUUAACAGACAACAACACUGGUCCUGCUAGGCAUGUGCUAAGUGAGAAUUAAAAAAGAGAGAUCAUCAAUUAAAUUAAAAGGAAAAAAACCCAGCAUAUAUGUUACUCAGUCCUGUAAAUGUGAUUUUUUUUUAAAUGAACUGGAAAGUAAAAACAGAUAACAGAGCUUGAAAAUGUUUUUAUUUUUUUAAAUACCCGUUGGAAAAUUUUAACAUCUGUAAGCACACAAUCAAUACUUCCAACUUCAUAACUGCAUUCAGCUGAGUAAAUUAACAAGAUUAUUUUCAUUUGAUGUUCUUUUUUUUUUCUAGCAUUACAACCUUGUUCAAUUACUAGCAAGACAAUAAAAGGACAUUAAUUGAAAGAAUAAAAAAGGAGGUGUAUAGAUACAGAAAUAAUUCCCACAAUCAGCACUUUGUCAGCUAAGCUGAAAUACUUCUGAGAAAGUGUUUUUAUCUAGACACUAUUUUUGCAUUAUCCUCAGCUGAUUUUGACAAACACUCAGCCUAGUCAGUUCCCAUGGAUUUGCAGACAUUUAUGUAUGUAUAUAUAUGUACCUUCACUCUGGAUUUGCUCUUUAAUUUCAACUCCACCACCCAGUUGAACAAUCAAUGUCUGUAAAUGUUUGUAGGGGCAAGGCCCUAGGCUGUACUGACUCUGGGACUGGAAAUGCAUCUUCUUCUACUUUUGGGGAUAUAAAAAAAUAUGCUUUAGGUGCACCAAUUAAUCUACUUAAUAAGCAAUAAUACAAAUAGGAGGCAGUGCCAGCCCUCUGCAAAAAGUGCAGAAGGGUGAGUUGUUCAGAUCCUAACAGGACUGGAUUCUAAAUCUGAAUCCUUAGGGCUAACAAGAGAACUUCUGAUUGUAGAGUUCUGAAACCCUUGAUCCUUCCACUGAUAAGUAUUAAAGCCAUUAGCCAGAUUUAUGUUUUUCUACCUGGAGAAGAAGGCUCCCUAUUUCAAUGCAAAAUUUCAAAAUCCUUAUGCAUUUAUGAGCAGCAUCCCAAAAAUAAAAAAUAACCCUUUAGAAAGUAAAACUAAUGGGUGCUUUUUUACUUUUUACUAGGAAAAAUCUAUAAAAUACAAAAUAGUAAAUACUAUAAUAAAUAUUAAAAAAUUAGAAGGGAUUUUAAAGCGCAAUAUUGUAGGCUUCUUUCAGGGAAUCAAUAGGGAAAGAAUGAAAAAAAGAGACAAUGCACUUGUAAUCCUGUUGCUUCUUUUGUUCAUUCCAACAUUAUUCCCCAAUGAAGCCCCUUCUUAGAAAUAUAAAUUAUAUAUGUUUUCCUUUUAACUUGUAUUAUUGUAGAGGUUAAACUGGAAAGUUUUAUAAUGCAGCUCAGAGGAAUGAAAAAAAAAAUUAAUCAGAAGGCAGAAUAAUAUUGAGUAAUUGUUUUCAUUUUAAUGUUCAUUUUUCUUCUUUCUUCCUUACCAAAUAAAAUAAAAUCUGAUCAUAGAAAUGAAGGAUUCCCUUGUAAUGUCUGAGGUGCCACACAAAAAAUAUUCAGUAUGCUGCUUUUGUCAUUAAGAGAACAUAAAUGCAGUGUAUUUCACUGUAGUGAAAAUGUGAACAUCCUGAUUGAAGGUAAAUUUUUUCCCAUGUUUAGAGCAAGAAGGCAAGACUGUUUUGUUUAGGACUGAAAACUCCUGCCCAUCUUCUCCAGUUGAUUAGUCCAGACAAUAGGAGCAAGAACUCUUCAGUGAUUGAAGUGAGCAGGGUUUAACUCAGAGCAUUGAGUGGUCAAACCUAGAAAGCUCUUAAAUUAAUCUCUCACUGAAAGAAAGCAAGUGUGACUUUUAUGUUUUUGCUAACAGAAUGCAAAUAUAGGAUACAGAUAGACAUUUUUCUGAUACAUGUAAUUAGAGAUAUUUUUAUAUAGAUAUUGUAUUCAAAAUGUGUGUAUAAAUUUUAACUGUAGAAUGUACAGCAUAACGAUUUAAUUUUUGUUAAGAUUAUGGUUGGAAAUACAUUGCAAAGACUUAAUGUAAAUGGCUGACUUUCUAUGACAUCAGCUGAGAAAAACGAAUUGUUUCACAAAGUACGUGAUCUUUUUUUAUACUAACUUUGUUUCUUAUGGAAAUCAGGUAUUACAGAAAGAUUCCCUUGCUCAGCCCUCAUUGGUUCCGCAUUGGUAUGCAUACAGAGUGGAUUGAGAAGCAUUACUUUGUAGAUGUAUUUUCAAUAAAAAUAGUUUUACAUUA